AUGGCGUCACGUCCAAAGAGACUUAAAGUAAAUGACGAUAUGGUACGUCAAUUAUUAGACACUGAUGAUAGUGGAAGUUCAUUUAGUGAUUUCGAUGACACAGAUGAAGACCAAACCUACAACCCAAUUAUAACUUCUGAUUCAGAUGAACAAAGUGAAACCAGCGAUACCGAACAUUCACAAGAAACAAUAUUACCGGUUUCAAAUCCUGGUGUUCAAAUUUGGUCCAAUGUAACAGGUAAUAAUCAAAAACAGCUCGUUUUUAAUGGUUUUCCGGGAUUAAAAAUUAAUAUAUCAGCUAAUGCCACUGUUUGGGACUGUUUUAAUUUAUUUUUCACUGAUGACAUUAUUGAACUUAUUGUUAUUGAAACGAACAGAAACGCAGAACAGUUUUUAUCAAAUAAUAGAAUUUCCAAGUCUAGCAGGUUUACAAAAUGGGUUCCUACAGAUUCAAAAGAGAUUAAAUUGUUUUCGGGUUUAUUAAUAUGGAUGGGACUCGUUGAAAUGCCAAAUUUAGGUAGUUACUGGAGCACCAAACAUAGAUAUAAAAACUAUGUGGCACAAAAAACAAUGUCUAGAAAUCGCUUCGAAUUACUUCUAAGAUUUUGGCACUUUUCAGACAAUAAAAAAGCCCCUGAAGGUGAUCGUAUUUAUAAAAUAUGUAAUAUAAUUGAUAAAAUUGUAAACCGUUUUCAAAAUGUAAUGGAACCAUGCGAGGUAUUGGCCGUCGAUGAGACAAUGGUACCUUUUCGUGGCAGAUUAUUAUUUAGACAAUAUAUACCGGGAAAAGCUCAUAAGUACGGUGUAAAAUUGUUUAAACUUUGCGGAACUAAUGGUUAUACUUAUAACGUUCAAGUUUAUGGAGGAAAGAGUCAAGUGGAUGGAAAGGGAUUGGGUUGUAGAGUUGUUCUAGAUCUAAGUAGAAGAUAUUUAAACAUGGGACGUACAAUGGUCACGGAUAAUUUUUACACUUCAAUUACACUUGCAAACGAACUUUUAACUAAUGAUACACACCUAGUUGGAACUCUGCGAUCAAAUAGAGUAAAAUUACCUGAAUUAACAAAAAAAAAGUUAAGUCCCGGGGAAAUAAUCGGAAAGGAAAAUUCAGACGGUAUUAUUGUUGCGAAAUGGCGUGAUAAAAGGGAUGUAACUAUGUUGUCGACAAAACAUAAUAUUGAUAUGAUUGACACAGGAAAAAAGAACAAAAAAAAAGAAUCGAUAGUUAAGCCUAAGAUAAUUGUCGACUACAACUCCGGAAAAGCGGGAAUUGAUCUAUCGGAUCAACUGUCUAGCUAUAGUACGGCUGUUCGUAAGUCUAUACGUUGGUACCAUAAGGUGGCGACAGAAAUACUGUUUGGAACUGCUAUGGUAAAUGCUUUAAUAGUUUACAAUACAAUUAAUUCAGAUAAAAAAAUGAAGAUAACACAAUUUCGAGAAACAUUAGUUGAUACAAUACUCGGAUUAGACAAUCAAGGACCACAAGAAGUUCAACAAGCAAGAGUUAACAGCAAACACAUAUUCCAAGAAACAACAGAAAAAUGUGGUAGAAACAGAAAAAUCAGAAAGAGAUGUUUCCACUGCUAUCAAAGUAGAACAGUAAUAGUUGGAUCGAAACAGGCAUCGAAGGAAGUAAAAAAGAUCACUACAUUCUGUGCACCAUGUAAAUCUUAUACAUGUAUAAGUUGUUUCAAUCUGCAUCACACAAACUAA
This is a messenger RNA of Macrosiphum euphorbiae (potato aphid), 1710 nucleotides long. The record is from the annotation of a GenBank genome assembly. NCBI's taxonomy places the organism in Eukaryota, Metazoa, Arthropoda, Insecta, Hemiptera, Aphididae.